ACAGCCAAACAUGGCGGCUGCUAGCUAGAGCACCAGUCAACACCUUCGUCUUUUAUGAUCAGUGUCAGCAGUAAGGAAACAAUCCGGGUCCAGUAGGAUUCACGGAAAGAGACUGUAGUCGUCUGACGGCCAUUUUUCAUUUUUACCUCUUUGUUAUUCAAUGUUGUCUGUUUAUUAAAGGCGGUUUGUUAGCCUCAGACGUUCAACGGACGGACACAACAACAGUAGACAGAAGGCGGACUGUUUCUACUGGCUUUCUGCUGAUAUGCAUCACAGAUAAUCUCAGUCCUCACCGUUUGCCAGCCCCCGACUCCUUCCUCAUUCCUGUCCCCUGCUGAUGAUGUCAUCAUCAUCAGCCAAACCCGGUGCCUCCAGCAAGGCACUGGACUCUCUGUCUGUAUCUUCCCUCUUGUCUGGGGAUUUAGACGACGAAGGGGAUGGAGGACGAGGAGAGGAAGGGCUGGGAGACCUUGAAGUAAACCCGUAUGAUGGUUUACCUUUUUCUUCACGAUACUAUGCCCUGCUGGAGGAGAGGCAGACGUUCUCCAUAUGGAGGCUCAGGCAGAGUCUCCUGGAGAACCUGGAGAACCACAAUAUAGUGCUACUCAGUGCACCCAGUGGAUCUGGAAAAAGCACCCAGGUGCCACAGUGGUGUGUGGAGUAUGCUUUGUCCUAUGAGUUUUCCCAGGGCCUGGUGUGUUGUUCUCAGCCCUAUUCAGUGGCGGCGGUGAGUCUGGCCCUGCGAGUGGCUGAUGAGAUGGACCUCAGCCUGGGUCUGGAGGUGGGCUACAGGGUGUCUCAUGAUGACAGCUGUACACCAGACACGCUGCUCAGGUUUGUCAGUGACACUCUGCUGCUGGAAGAAAUGAUGUCUGACCCACUGCUCCGUCAGUACGGGGUUGUGGUCUUGGAUGAGCUUCAGGAGCGUACUGUACCCACAGAUGUUCUACUGGGACUGCUGUGCGAUGUCUGCCGCCAAAGGCCAGACAACUUCAGGGUGGUUCUCCUCACUCACCCGACUUUAGCGCCUUGUCUUGCCUCCUUCCUCGGACCCUCAGUCCCUCACCUUUCUCUGGACAGCUCACUUACAGACUGUUCCACCAGAAACCAAGAGGAGGGGGCCGAAUUGGAGAGAGACAGGAAGGCUGCAGAGUUGACCACAGUGGAAACGCUGUAUCGGGAACUUUCACCUGGGAGGGAACCAGUGACUGCAGCCUGUCACAUGGUGCUGGAUCUGCACCGAAGGGGAGAGGAAGGAGAUGUGAUGGUGUUUUUGGCUAGUGCACAGCGGAUAGAGGAGUGUGCAGUCCUGCUGGAGAAGGAGUGUGUAGCUCUGAGUCCUCAGCUGGGUCCUCUGAGGAUCAUCCCCCUCCAUGGUGGUCUGGGUGGGCAGACACAGCGGGUCUAUGAGUCUGAUCCAGAAGCCUCUGCACUGAAGGAGAACAGUUCUGAGAGUGUGGACGGUCCAGGUGUGAGGAGGAAAGUUAUUCUCGCUGAUACUUUGGCUGAGGCUUCUUUUUCGCUACCAGAUAUUCGAUACGUCAUCGACACAGGCCUUCAACUCAAAACCGUUUACAAUCCACAAAUCAGAGCAAACUCACAGGUCUUGAGAACAAUCAGCAAACAACAGGCAGACAUGCGGACUCAAAGGGUAAACAGCCACCUGCCAGGACUCUGUCUCCGUCUUUACCCCAAAUCUCUGUAUGAAGAAGAGAUGGGGGACGCUCACUGUCCAGGGGUGAUGGAGGAAAACCUCAGCCACUUGGUGCUGUUGCUCAAGAGGCUCGACAUUGCUGACAUGGGCCAGUGCAAGUUUCUGGACAGACCAGCCCCAGAGGCUCUAAUGCAGGCCCUGGAGGACCUGGACUACCUGGCAGCCCUGGACGAUGACGGUAACCUGUCUGAGGUUGGCAUCAUAAUGUCGGAGCUCCCUCUGGAGCCGUCCUUGGCUAAAGCCCUCAUUGCUGCCUGCGAGUAUGACUGUGUUGAUGAGCUACUCACCAUUGCUGCCAUGCUCACAGCUCCCUCGUGCUUCAUCACAGUAGAUCCCAGCAGAGAAGAGGCUGCAGUCAAUCAGUGGCGACCUCUAAUGCACAUAGAGGGAGACCACAUGACUCUUAUUAAUAUUUAUAAGGCCUUCAUCGAGCAUAAUCAGGAUGAAGCCUGGUGUACGACAAACUUCCUAAGCCACUCUGCCUUACGAUUGGCUGUGGUGAUCAGGGCGGAGCUGCUGGAGGUCAUGCAGCGAAUAGAGCUUCCUGUCUCUCCACCUGCAUUUGGAUGCCAAGACAACUGCACAAAUAUUAAACGUGCCCUCAUCUCAGGCUUCUUUCUCAAAGUGGCUCAUGAUGUGGACGGUGCAGGUAACUACCUCCUGCUGACUCAUCGCCAUGUGGCUCACCUACAUCCCUUCUCAUCCUACCGAUGUCGCCAGCCGUGCCCCAGUCCCCCCAACUGGGUCCUUUAUCAUGAAUUCACCAUCUCCCGUGACAACUGCAUCCGUAUUGCCUCUGAAGUCCACCCUCAGAUGCUGGUGGAACUGGCCCCUCAGUACUACCUGGGAAACCUGCCAUCCAGCGAUGGAAAGGAGCUGUUGAUGGAGCUGAGGCAGAGCCUGGAGCCUCAGUCGUAUGAGCAAGACACAGUGUCAGACAAGUACAGAGACGCUGACGGAACAGGAGAGACGCACAAUCAGUCCAGCACCGAGCUCUGCAUCAUCCAAUGAAAUGCGAGGGAAGAAGAGACGGAGCAUCUCAGGAGAAGACACUAAACACAGCUGUCACUUUAUUGUUUGAUUUGACAUUUGGUACAAAUUCAGUCUGUGAAAUCUCAUUUGAGGUUCAAUCAUUUCUAUGUGUCAUCUCAAAUGGAAAACACUAGUGUACAGUAAUGUAUUGUUAAUAUCUAGGCCUGUAAAAUAUUCAGACUUCUUUUUUUCAUGUGUUGUGCUGUUGAUUUCAUUUUAAAUUAAUUUGAAUAUCUUUUUUAAAAAAUUUGUUAUUUUAAUAAGGGACUGCAGUUUAAAUAAUUAUGUAAAAGAAAAGUUUAAUAACCUGUUAUCACAAAGUGUCUUUUUGUCAUAACAUGAAAAGCAAUACACACUAUUUGAGUGAGCUGAGACACUGUUAUUGGAUGACCUUUGACCUCUAUGCAGAUAAACCCUCACAGACGUGGACUGGUAGACAGACAGCUCCUCAGGGCUCACUGUGAUCUGUGACGACAAACUGUACCAACGUGCACAGAGCUUCUAUUUUCAACUUUUUGAUACUGUUUGUACACUUUAGGUUUCCUGUUUUAGAUUUUCAUUCUGCCUUUUUCUCCAACUUACUCUCCAUAAUGAAAGUGUUUGUGCAAUGUGGAUUCCUACUGCCCUAUUUAAUAGGACUCUUUAUUGAUACAGGAUGAGCCUCAAAUAAAUGUGUUCACCUGUUUGAACUGU
Molecule: messenger RNA, 3439 nt
Organism: Sphaeramia orbicularis (orbiculate cardinalfish)
Lineage: Eukaryota; Metazoa; Chordata; Actinopteri; Kurtiformes; Apogonidae
Gene: dqx1
Product: DEAQ box RNA-dependent ATPase 1
Exons: 12
Coding region: 338-2725 (795 amino acids)
Cellular component (GO): intracellular anatomical structure; spliceosomal complex
Molecular function (GO): RNA binding; helicase activity
Source: RefSeq, a predicted model, not a curated record